CCUAAUUUACAACGAAAAACAUGAAAAGCUACUCUUACAUUAUCAAGAUAUCUAUUUAGUUGAAUGGCAACACUGGACUAAGUACUUAAUAAAGAUGAGUGAUUAAAUCGAUACUCCAGGUUUAAACAUUUCAUUGACAUGUGAACAACACAAAGCGUGAACUAUUCGGCAUCCGCGUUCUUUGAUUCGUGAACAAAGUGACGAUAACAUUUUAAAUAUAUAUCUAACCAUAUUCUAUCUCUACAAAAGUAAGUCAAUUACAUAACCUCUAAAGCAAUUACUCCAAAUGUAAACAACACACUUUUUUUGUAUUUGUAGCAGAUUCUAUAGUUGAUUCACUAUCAAAUUAAUUUUACUUAACACUUCAUUUAUUAGGCACAGAUUUUCACAAAGAAAACAUGUAUCUUUAUUUGAUAACUCCAGCAGUUGCAUAUAUACUGUUCAAGUCUUAUCAAAAGUGGACGUGCGGCAUGUACACUGAUCCCAUAAAAAUGAGCAACAAAGUCGUUAUCGUGACUGGCGCUAACACUGGUAUUGGGUUCGAAACAGCCAAAGAUCUCGCCAAAAGGGACGCUCGCGUCAUACUUGCGUGCCGAGACACAGAUAAAGGCAACGCAGCGAGAAAUCGAAUUGUGAAUGCAACCGGUAACAAUAAUGUUGUAUAUAAACGGCUCGACUUAGCAUCGUUACAAUCCGUGAGAGAUUUUUCCGAUGACAUAUUGAGCACAGAACGUCUCAUACAUGUUUUGAUCAAUAACGCCGGCACGGGAAAACUAGACAACAGGUUGACUGAAGACAACUUGCCUGUAGAAGCGCAAGUGAAUCAUUUUGGCCCGUUCCUACUAACUAAUUUACUGUUGCCCGCCAUAAAGGCAGCUCGAGGCCGAAUAAUCAAUGUAUCAUCAGUAAUGCAUUAUUUUGGCAGGAUUGAUAUUGAAAAUUUCAUUAAGCAAGCGAAGACUUCGUUCCAGCAUAGGCUAGUUUAUUCGAAUACGAAGUUAGCGAAUAUCUUGUUCACUAGAAAAUUGAGCAAGGAGUUGCAAGGUUCUGGUGUGACAGUGAACUGCCUACAUCCGGGGGCAGUAAGCACUGAUAUAUUCAGACAUCAAUUCUUCAUUGUCAGACUUUUAAUAAGAUUUAUCAUGAAGACCCCGUACGAAGGUGCACAGACAUCUAUUUACCUAGCUGUAGCACCGGUACUCGAAAACGUAACUGGAAAAUAUUUUGUCGAUUGCCAAGAAGUAAAGCCUUCGAAAACCGCUAUGGAUGAUGGUUUGGCUGAAAAGCUAUGGGAUUUAUCUGAAAGAAAGGUGCUGAAUAAAAAAAAAUGCUUCUCGGGAAAAUUAAAAUCAGAUGAAGAAUGAAUCCGUAGAUUGAAUUUCAAACUUAGUUGGUAGACCAAUACCUAUAUAAUAAUCUGCUGUCGCUCUGUAAUAUUAAUAAGAUAAUAAUCCUAUGGGUACCUAAUAAAAACGUUACUAAACUAGUCCAAAGCUUGUUUAUUUAAUUUUUGACUUGUAGUCCCAC
This is a messenger RNA of Chilo suppressalis (striped riceborer), 1527 nucleotides long. The record is from the annotation of a GenBank genome assembly. Lineage: Eukaryota; Metazoa; Arthropoda; Insecta; Lepidoptera; Crambidae.